Molecule: messenger RNA, 894 nt
Organism: Phlebotomus argentipes
Lineage: Eukaryota; Metazoa; Arthropoda; Insecta; Diptera; Psychodidae
Product: peritrophin-1-like
Exons: 3
Coding region: 18-695 (225 amino acids)
Cellular component (GO): extracellular region
Molecular function (GO): chitin binding
Source: RefSeq, a predicted model, not a curated record
UACUCGUGAAGUCAGCAAUGAAGGGUCUUCUUCUGGGAACUCUUUUCGUCAUCGGCGCCAGUGCGUCAUCAGUGAUCUAUCCAUGUCCGGACAUCGGUUUAAUGCGUUUUGCUCACGCAACAUCGUGCACAAAGUACGUUCAGUGCAUCGCAGGUGUUCCAGUGAUUCGCGAAUGUGCCGAAGGACUUCGAUACAACAGAUUCACCAAUCAAUGCAGACUUCCCAAUCUCGCCAUUUGCAAUCAUGAUGAAUUCCUCUGUCCGCUGUUCGAUGAUCCCAACAAUUUGAUUUAUCUCUCUCACAACACGGACUGCUCGGUUUACUUCCUCUGCGACAGGGGCGUUCCUCGGAGAUUUGAGUGCGACACUGGCCUGCAUUGGAACAUCAGGAAUAACACUUGUGACUUCCCAGAGCGGGCAAAUUGUCGGCACGUAAACAUUGAUUGCCCGGAGGAUGACGUCACGAUGGUUCCUCAUCCCCAUCACUGCGACAGAUUCUUCCGCUGCGUUCUUGGCGAGCCGCACGAGGCCAGAUGUCCUGAUGAAAAGUACUUCGAUGCCAUUCUCGGACAGUGCUAUGAUCGGAACUACGCCACUUGUUUCCUACCUUCACCGCCCAUUAACACCACUCCAACUCCGCCAGUCAACACAACUCCCACGCCUCCAGUUGUCACGACGCCAGGAAUGAAGACAUAACUUAGUGCUAAUCUUUUGAAUAAAACUCAGCUUGAAUUGAAGAAGUUAAAAGCUCAAUGAAUGCUUGCAUCAAAAAUCAUACAUUGGAAGAUUUCUUAGUCAAAACAAGCAUUAGAGAUUGUUUUGAGGAUCCAAAACCGAACAUUUCAUCCAGCUCACUUUCUAAAAUAAUUUCAAAUACACCAUUAAUAAAGUGAUA